GACAUCAGUAAGGACUGAAGCGGAGGUGCUGCGGGGAGUCGCCGGGAGUAAUUUUCCAAGGGAUCUCAGCCAUUAAUUUUAAUCUACGGUGGAGAUUUAUUUAAAUUCACACUCUCAAGUUUUCUCCUUAAUUUCUCCGAACGCAACACAAACUCACAAAUUGUGUUCUUUAAUUUCUCCGCCCAUUGCAUUUUGCAUUUCCCUCCUAUAAAUAAAUUCCCAUUCUUUCCGUCUGUAUCUUCAUUUUCAUUUCCAUCUUUCUUGGGUGAUACGAUCCAAUGGCUGCGACCCUUUUCCAGGGAUUGGGAGUUGUGACCCCAUCAUUCUCUUCUUCCCACUCCAACAAGUUCAUGCUUUCUUCCCUCUCAGAGAGGAAAGAUGGCAUAUUUGUGGUCAGAUCUGAUGCUGAUGCAAGGAUUCUGAAGACUGGAGCUCGUAAGCAUGAAUUGUUGGUUACUAAUGCAGUUGCAACAAAGGGAGCCAGUUCUGCGGCUUCUACAUCAAAAUCUGGAUCUGGGCAUGAACUUCUCCUUUUUGAGGCCCUACGCGAAGGUUUGGAGGAAGAAAUGGAGAGGGAUCCUUGUGUAUGUGUCAUGGGUGAAGAUGUAGGUCAUUAUGGAGGAUCUUAUAAGGUGACUAAAGGCCUUGCCCCAAAGUUUGGGGACCUUAGAGUUUUGGACACCCCUAUUGCUGAGAACGCCUUUAUGGGGAUGGGCAUUGGAGCUGCCAUGACUGGUCUGAGGCCAGUUGUUGAGGGCAUGAACAUGGGAUUUCUACUUCUGGCAUUUAACCAGAUCUCUAACAAUUGUGGCAUGCUGCAUUACACAUCAGGAGGGCAGUUCAAAAUACCAAUUGUCAUUCGUGGACCUGGUGGAGUUGGGCGGCAACUUGGAGCAGAGCACUCGCAGCGAUUGGAGUCUUAUUUUCAGUCAAUCCCCGGAAUCCAGAUGGUGGCUUGCUCAACCCCUUACAACGCCAAGGGCUUGAUGAAAGCUGCAAUCCGAAGUGAGAACCCCGUGAUUCUCUUUGAGCAUGUUUUGCUUUAUAACCUCAAGGAGAGAAUUCCAGAUGAAGAGUAUGUAUUGUCACUUGAAGAAGCCGAGAUGGUUAGGCCUGGGGAACAUGUCACGAUAUUAACCUAUUCCAGGAUGAGGUAUCAUGUCAUGCAAGCUGCCAAGACACUGGUGAACAAGGGGUACGACCCCGAAGUAAUCGAUAUCAGGUCUUUGAAACCGUUUGAUCUUCACACAAUCGGGAAUUCGGUGAAGAAGACACACCGUGUGCUAAUUGUGGAAGAGUGCAUGCGGACGGGAGGAAUUGGUGCUAGUUUGACGGCUGCCAUUACCGAAAAUUUCCAUGACCAUUUGGAUGCUCCUAUAGUAUGCUUAUCCUCUCAGGAUGUGCCGACUCCUUAUGCUGGAACAUUGGAGGAAUGGACAGUAGUUCAACCUGCUCAGAUUGUGACUGCAGUUGAGCAACUCUGCCAGUAAUUGCUACAAAACACUACCAAUUGUGCUUGUUAAAUUAAGCUAGAAAUUUUUAUCAUGGUUUUCUCUUUACCUUUUAUUUCUGAAGUCUAAAGCCCAUAAAUUUCAAUUGUUAUUUAACUUCUGUUAAACUUUGCAAAAAAAAAUAAAUUAUUAAAAGAAUAUAGUAGCUAUGGAAUUGCACUGCUGCUAAAUAUUCACCUGCACAAGACAAACCAGCUGAAUUUUUUGUGUUCAUGUAAUAUCUUUAUGCGUAUUUAUCAUUUUGUGACGAUAUCAAUUGAGGAAAUUCAGUUGUUGCUAUUA
Messenger RNA from Glycine soja, 1793 nucleotides. Its product is annotated as pyruvate dehydrogenase E1 component subunit beta-3, chloroplastic-like. NCBI's taxonomy places the organism in Eukaryota, Viridiplantae, Streptophyta, Magnoliopsida, Fabales, Fabaceae. Gene Ontology annotation, molecular function: pyruvate dehydrogenase (acetyl-transferring) activity. Gene Ontology annotation, biological process: pyruvate decarboxylation to acetyl-CoA. The coding region runs from base 279 to 1490 and encodes 403 amino acids. The record is from RefSeq and is a predicted model, not a curated record. The transcript is spliced from 4 exons.